CCGGUUAUCAUGCUCCGGGGAGGGGGAGCCGGGGCUGGGCCGCGGCGCGCUGCUGCGGGGCGAGUGUCUGGGCUGCGCGGUGCCGGGCCCGGCGGGAUGUUCCGCAAGGCGCGGCGGGUGAACGUGCGGAAGCGGAACGACUCGGAGGAGGAGGACGAGGAGCGAGAGCGGGACGAGGAGCCGCAGGAGUCGCUGGGGGCGGACGGGCCCGGCGAAGCCGCCAUGGCCCAGGCGGCCCCGCUCCUGCCGCUUCCCACCGGCUGCGUCCCCCUCGUCGUCCCCGCCCUGACGGGCUAUGGAGCGGGGAGCGGCCUAGGCCCGGGCUUCGGCCCCGGCCUGGCCGCGCUGCUGCCCCCGCCGCCGCCGCCGCCACAGCAGGGGAACGGGCUGCCGGGGGCCGGGCGGGCCAAGGAGCGGAAGCGGCUGCGGGAGAACAAAGAGGCGACGGCGCCGCGGGCCAGUCUGCUCAGCUUCCAGGACGAGGAGGAGGAAGCUGAAGAAGUUUUUAAAGUGAAAAAAUCAAGUUACAGCAAAAAGAUAGUAAAACUACUGAAGAAAGAAUACAAAGAAGAUCUUGAAAAAUCAAAGGUUAAACCAGAAGUCAAUUCUCCAGCAGAUGCUGAACAGGCCAUAGAGAAAAUAGGACAGGUUAAGGAUGCAAACCAAGAAGAUGGGACUGCAAACAGUGAACAAGGUGAAGAAGAGAUGGAAGUCGAAAGUGAGAAGGAAGAAGAAAAGCCUAAAACUGGGGGAGCUUUUUCAAGUGCUUUAUCAUCUCUGAAUGUUCUCCGUCCAGGAGAAAUCCCAGAUGCUGCUUUUAUUCAUGCCGCUAGAAAAAAGCGUCAAAUGGCUCGUGAACUUGGGGACUUUACGCCUAUUGACAAUGAGCCAGGCAAAGGCCGCCUUGUUCGAGAAGAUGAAAAUGAUGCCAGUGAUGAUGAAGAUGAUGAUGAGAAGAGAAGAAUAGUAUUCUCAGUGAAGGAAAAAUCCCAAAGGCAAAAGAUUGCGGAGGAAAUAGGUAUUGAGGGAAGUGAUGACGAAGCUCUCGUAACUGGGGAACAGGAUGAAGAACUCAGUCGAUGGGAACAGGAACAGAUACGAAAAGGAAUUAACAUACCUCAGGUUCAAGCAAGUCAGCCUACUGACGUGAAUAAUCUGUACUACCACAACUCUUACCAGACAAUGUCUUAUGGUUCAUCGUAUGGCAUUCCUUACACUUAUGCUGCUUAUGGAUCAUCAGAGACCAAGUCUCAAAAAACAGAUAAUAUACUUCCUUUCAAAACUCCCAGUAAUGAGAUGACUCCUGUUACUAUUGAUUUGGUAAAGAAACAGCUUACAGACAGGUUGGACUCAAUGAAAGAAUUGAACAAAGCCAAUCAGCAGCAACAUGAGAAACAUCAACAAAGCCGAGAGGACUCUACCAAGGCAAUUGAACGAUUAGAAGGGUCUUCUGGGGGUAUUGGUGAACGGUAUAAAUUUUUGCAAGAAAUGCGAGGGUAUGUCCAAGACUUGCUUGAGUGUUUCAGUGAAAAGGUGCCCCUGAUUAAUGAACUCGAGUCAGCAAUGCAUCAGCUGUACAAACAGCGAGCUUCCCGCCUUGUCCAAAGACGACAAGAUGAUAUUAAAGAUGAAUCUUCGGAGUUUUCAAGCCAUUCAAGUAAAGCACUGAUGGCACCAAAUCUUGAUUCUUUUGGACGAGACAGAGCACUCUAUCAAGAAUAUGUAAAACGGCGGACUGCGGAAAGGGAAGCUAGAAGAGCCCGUCGUAGGCAAGCAAGAGAACAAACUGGGAAGAUGGCAGAUCACUUUGAAGGCCUUUCUAGCGAUGAUGAAGAAACUUCAACAGAUAUUACUAAUUUCAACAUGGAACGAGAUCGCAUUUUGAAGGAGUCCAGCAAAGUUUUUGAAGAUGUACUAGAAAGCUUCUACUCAAUUGACUGCAUUAAAUCACAGUUUGAAGCCUGGCGUUCCAAGUAUUUUUCUUCUUACAAGGAUGCUUAUAUUGGCCUCUGUUUACCAAAGCUGUUUAAUCCUUUAAUAAGACUUCAGCUCCUUACCUGGACUCCUUUGGAGGGCAAGUGUCAAGAUUUUGAGAGUAUGUUGUGGUUUGAAUCGUUGCUAUUUUAUGGCUGUGAAGAACAGGAGCAAGAGAAGGAUGAUGCUGAUAUUUCGCUAUUACCUACCAUUGUGGAAAGAGUUGUUCUCCCUAAACUAACAGUACUUGCUGAAAGUAUAUGGGACCCUUUUUCUACGACACAGACAUCUAGGAUGGUAGCAGUUACACAGAAACUAGUAAAUGGAUACCCUUCAGUGGUAAACGCAGAAAACAAAAAUACACAGACACUUUUGAAGGCCCUGUUACUAAGAAUGAGAAGAACGCUAGAUGACGAUGUAUUCAUGCCAUUGUACCCCAAAAACAUCUUAGAAAACAAGAACUCUGGUCCUUAUUUGUUUUUCCAACGCCAGUUUUGGUCCUCAGUGAAGUUACUAGGAAACUUUCUCCAGUGGUAUGGAAUUCUUUCAAACAAAACUCUACAGGAGUUAUCGAUAGAUGGCCUGCUAAAUAGAUAUAUCCUUAUGGCUUUUCAGAAUUCUGAGUAUGGAGAUGACAGCAUUAAAAAAGCUCAAAGUGUAAUUGCUUGCUUUCCUAAACAGUGGUUCACUAAUCUAAAAGGGGACAAGACUAUUUCCCAGUUAGAAAACUUGUGUAGAUACCUUGUUCAUCUGGCUGAUACAAUUUAUAGAAACAGUAUUGGAUGCUCUGAUGUGGAGAAAAGAAAUGCAAGGGAGCACAUAAAACAGACAGUAAAGCUUCUGGCAAGUAUUCGAGCGCUGGACCAUGCUGUGACAGUUGCAAAUGAACAUAAUGUGAAAGAGUUAAAGGUUUUAAUUGAAGGGAAAUAACUUUUAGGUGACUCAUUUUGAGCUUUAAAACCAUUCCUGAUGUGUAAUUUAUGUACAUAUGUAAAGUUUCUUAAACUGUAAAAUAUUGAUCCUUGUUUUAAUACAAAGUGCAUUGUUACAUACAUCAUCCUUAAUAAGUAUUGAUUUCUUUAAAAAGAGAAAAGGAAUCCAGGAAGACCAUCUUUCCAGCAGUCAGACUUCCCUUAAAAUCUCUCAACAUAUUGUUUACAAAAAACAUUUUGUACCCCAUGAUAACUAGUCAUCUACUCAGUUAAUUGUCCCAUGGUUAACUGGAGUAUGUGUAAUAUAUAAUGUGUAAUAUACAGUAUGCUUAUAUUUAUACCACCCUGUUACUUUCAUACUGGAUAUAGUGGUCUCCUGCUGUUGAAAUAAGUGUUUCAGUUGCUGAAAUUUACUUCAAUAAACUGACUGCAUUAAUGGUCAAAAGGGCUGGCAAAAUAUGAGAAUCAUUUGACCUAAAUAUUAAAGAAACUUUCACAUAGCACCUAACAUUACAAAGCAGCUGUGCUUCACUCAGACUGAAAUAGCUUAACUUUACAUCUUGUAUUCAGAGUUAAUAUGGAUCUUUCUUCAGACUGUUUUUAAAAUCCUCAUUAGCAUAGUUUUUGAUGCAAACAGUAGUCUGAUGACUUAAACAUGUGGUAACUUAUGUUUUAAGUUAAAUGGCAACACUGCGUGAUGGUGUGGGCUCUCUUCCCCUCCUCCCCCCCCCCCCCCCCAAUUACUCAUCUUGAAGGGGGCAGCAUUUCACUCAUGGAUCCUGAACCCUCAUCCCUUCAACAACUCCUCUAAAUCUACUCUUUGUGUUCUGUUGCAUAAUUUAUAAUAUCUCUGAUUUAGAUGUGAAAUAUAUUUGCUCAAACAUGGGUAUUUCUAGAGGUGUAAAAGCCAAGCAAAGGAAACAAAUAUUUCAGUCAAUAUAAAUAUCACGCAGUGAAUAGUCAAACAACUUUUAAAUUUAACACUUCCUGUCAAGUAAGACCAUUUUAAAAAGAUGGACUAGCUUACAAAACAAAAUGGCCUUUUAGGUAUAAGAGGUGCUUUUUGUCAGAACACUAGUGACAUCUUGGAGUCCCAGGAACACUAACUUGCAGUCACUGUUUUGGACAAGCUAUUUCCAGGUGUGCCCUAUGUUAGUUGGGAAUUGUAGCAAUAAAUUGGCAUACUGAGUAACAUUAUAAUCACUGUAUUUUAUGCUCAUGUCAUGUGGUAUAAAUUAGGAUAUUAAAAAUGUACAAUUUGUAACAUGCACACAUCAUUUGGAAACCAAACAAUUGUUUUCUGAACUUGGGCUGAUGGAGCACAUUCAGAGUAUCUGCUUUUAAGAAUCCUUCCAAUAAACUUGUCUGUCAUGGA
Chrysemys picta bellii (western painted turtle) is the source of this 4281-nucleotide messenger RNA. RefSeq names its product PAX3 and PAX7 binding protein 1 (gene PAXBP1). Lineage: Eukaryota; Metazoa; Chordata; Testudines; Emydidae. Gene Ontology annotation, molecular function: DNA binding. Gene Ontology annotation, cellular component: nucleus. Gene Ontology annotation, biological process: positive regulation of transcription by RNA polymerase II; mRNA splicing, via spliceosome. The record is from RefSeq and is a predicted model, not a curated record.